AUUUAGCAUGCUGGUAGAAAUGAUGUAAAACUGACUUAAGUUUCCCUGCAUUAAAGUCCCCAGCCACUAGUGACAUUGUAAUUGGGGAAAUUAUUGGGCCCUUACAAUAAGGUGUGUCAGGAAGGGACCAGGCUGUGGUGGUGCCGAUAUGGACACCAGGGAAAGACCCUACUCAUCCAUCAAGCUAUAAGCCGAUAGCGUUCACAUCUCAUGUCUGUAAACGUAUGGAAAGGAUAGUAACAGAAAGGCUCACUUACUUCCUGGAGAGCAGAGGCCUAUUGUCAUCAGACCAAAGUGGGUUCAGGAUAGGCAGUGGAACCAUUGAUCCUGUACUGUGCCUAGAGUCGGAUAUACAGAGGACUAUGAUAUGAUGUGGAAGGAAGGUCUGCUUAUCAAACUGGAAAUCAUGGGGGGUUGGAGGAAGAGUUUUAACUGGAUAAAGGACUUUCUUUUUGGACCAUCAAUACAAGUGAGGGUGGGGAGUUUUAUGUCAGAACGGUAUGAAGUGGAUAAUGGCAUCCCCCAGGGAAGUGUCAUUAGUCCUUUGUUGUUCUGCAUUAUGAUAGACAAUGUAUUCUCCAAGGUGAGACCAGAUAUUGGGAGGUCAUUGUUUGCCGAUGACGGGGCACUGUGGAAGAGAGGGAGAAAUAUUCCUGAUACAGCCGGGAGAGUUCAAGAAGCGAUAAGACAAGUUGAUCAGUGCUCCAUCAGGUGGGUCUUCAAAUUCUCCGUUGAGAAAACACAGACUGUUUUUUACUAGAAGGAAGUUUGGGAAGGAAAUAUGCCUGAAGCUGUAUGGGUGGAAUCUAGAGUAUUUAGGUUCCUGGGGGUCUGUUUUGACACUUGAAUGACGUGGGGGGAGCAUAUUAACAGAGUCAUUUUCAAAGGAAAGAAAAUAUUGAAUGUGAUGCAUUGCGUUGGAUUGAUAUUGGCAUGGCGAAAGAGAUGGGACUGUUUGAGAACGAGUUCAGCCCUUCUGUGGUGCUUCCUGCUAUCCCACCUUGGUUGAUACCUCAGCCAAUGAUAGACCUAGGGUUGCUUGAGAGGGCAAGAGCUGGUGAGGAAUGAGUAGAUCCAGUAAAUAUUGUAAGUGAACAUUUAAGAACACAGUACUAUGCUUUCUUGAAUGUACUUUAUUCGCUGAUGGAUCUAAGGACCCUAAAACAGGGAGGAUAGGUGCAGCUUUUAGUGUUGCUCAGUUUAAGGUUGCAGUGACAAAAAGAGCAACGGAUCAUGUAUCUGUAUACACAAUGGAGUUGCUGGCCAUACUCUUGGCUGCAGAGUGGGUGGAGGAGGUGAGGCCAGACAGGUGGGUGGAAGAGGUGAGGCCAGACAGGUGGGUGGAAGAGGUGAGGCCAGACAGGUGGGUGGAAGAGGUGAGGCCAGACAGAGUAGUCAUCUGUUCUGACUCCUGUGCAGCACUGAUGAGCUUAAAUUCAUUUGUGUCACAGAGCAGACAAGAUGUCUUGUAUGAGAUUUUGCAGUGCCUGUUUAGAUAGAAACACGUGGGUAUUUGUGAGGUUCCUCUGGGUGCCAGCUCAUAUGGGAGUAGAGGGGAAUGAGGAGGUGGAUGUUCUUGCCAAGCAGGCUCUCAAACAUCCUAAUAUUGAAAUGGAAAUGUCAAUAAGAAAAGCAGAAGCCAAGGGGUUAAUAAGAACAGUGGUUAAAAACAAAUGGCAACAAAUGUGGAACAGGGAGGGAAAGGGAAGACACCUGUAUAAGAUCCAGGAAAAGGUGGGGGCAGGGAGGUCCUCAGGUCCAGAGAGAAGGGAGGAAAGUGUAAUAACAAGGCUGUGACUGGGACAUACAAGGCUGAACCGCACAUUGACAUUGGUAGGAAAACAUCCAACUGGGAAGUGUGAUCACCUUCAGGGGGAGAUUGAGACAGUGGAACACGUUCUAUUUCAGUUCCAGCACUAUGAGAGGGAAAGGGAUAGAUUAUUAUUAGAUUCAAAGAGUAAUGGUGUUGAAGAGACACGUUUAAUUGUACUGUUAAUGCAACUUCACGUGAUGUGGUAUUUCUUUGCGUAUUUCGUUUCCUUAUGGAGAAAUAUUAAUGGGUAGGAUUUAGACCUUUCCUGUCUCUGGUCCACACUCCAAUCCAGUUUGUGGCGGUAAUGUACCUUUAAAUUUGGAUGCCAACCGCAUCUAAAAAAAAACACACACACCAAAAAAAAGGGAGUUGGGACUUUCCCGCACAAUCUGCUUUACUUUCUUUGUUCCUUGUUCUCGACACAUCGGGUACGCGCUAACUUUUCAUUAAUUCACUCAAAUGUUUAACAAAGUUAAGAAACUAAGGGGUGUAUGUAUAAUUGGAUCCCCAUGCUUAAUAGGCUCUAUAAUGCAUCAUAUAGGAUAAAGGAAAUACAGGAUAAAGUGAGUCCAUGGAUUAUUAGAAGCCAAUUUCAAAGAGCAUGUGUCUCUCUCUCGCUUUGUCUUUCAGGUUGUACGUGGUCUCCAUACCGUUUAUUAUCAUGAUAUCAUCAGUGGUAACUACAACCAGUCUACAACCCCGAGAAGUGGCAGCUCCGGGCAGUGACAUCACCCUUAGCUGCUCUUUCCCUCCAUCUAAAAACCUGAACCUCAACCACCUGUACGUCAACUGGCAGCAUGAAGAAUCAGAGGUGGUCCACAGCUAUUACUAUGGGAGAGAUCAGCUGGAAAGACAGAGUGUUGUUUACAAGGGACGCACUCAUCUGUUUGAAGACCAGAUCGCUGUGGGAAAUGCCUCACUUAGACUGAGUGGUGUGCAGCCGAGUGACCAGGUUCAGUACACCUGUGAUGUGACAGAUGAACAGAGAAGCACCCAGGAAAGUCUACAACUUCUAGUGGCAGCCCCUUAUGAUGAGCCCAGGAUGUCCGUCCAAGCCACUUGUGACGGCUUUGUUGUCACUCUCUGUGCCUCUCAGGGGUUUCCCCAGCCAGAGGUACUGUGGGGAGGUGUGAUGGGCAGUAACACCACUAUGGAGUUGGACAGCAGGGGGCGCUAUGAGCUGGAGAGUGAGGUGACCCUGAGGUUGAACAGCACUCUGACUGUUACAGCAGAUCUGAAACUGAUGGUUUUGGACCAGAGUUUCACCAAGUCUCUCACACUCCACCCACCACCAGCGUCGUUGGUUUUGUACUUCCUCUCCUGUAUGGUUUCACCAACAGUAGGAUUUAGACCUUUCCUGUCUCUGGUCCACACUCCAAUCCAGUUUGUGGAGGUUGUACGUGGUCUCCAUACCGUUUAUUAUCAUGAUAUCAUCAGUGGUAACUACAACCAGUCUACAACCCCGAGAAGUGGCAGCUCCGGGCAGUGACAUCACCCUUAGCUGCUCUUCCACUCCAUCUAAAAACCUGAACCUCAACCACCUGUUCGUCAACUGGCAGCAUGGAGAAUCAGAGGUGGUCCACAGCUAUUACUAUGGGAGAGAUCAGCUGGAAAGACAGAGUGUUGUUUACAAGGGACGCACUCAUCUGUUUGAAGACCAGCUCACUGUGGGAAAUGCCUCACUUAGACUGAGUGGUGUGCAGCCGAGUGACCAGGGCCAAUACACCUGUCACGUGACAGAUGAACAAGGAAGCACCCAGGAAAAUCUACAACUUCUAGUGGCAGCCCCUUAUGAUGAGCCCAGGAUGUCCGUCCAAGCCACUUGUGACGGCUUUGUUGUCACUCUCCGUGCCUCUCAGGGGUUUCCCCAGCCAGAGGUACUGUGGGGAGGUGUGAUGGGCUGUAACACCACUAUGGAGUUGGACAGCAGGGGGCGCUAUGAGCUGGAGAGUGAGGUGACCCUGAGGUUGAACAGCACUCUGACUGUUACAGCAGAUCUGAAACUGAGGGUUCUGGACCAGAGUUUCACCAAGUCUCUCACACUCCACCCACCACCAGUAUGUACCUAACACAGUCCAUCGAGAUGUGAUACCAUACUUGCACAACAUGUUUCGGGGGAGCUGCAGGUCUCAGAGAAGGUGAUGUUAUUGUGCGAAGCUAAGCUGACUGCAGCUGGCUCCACCACCACAUCCACCCCCCAUUGACCAUGCCCUUCUCCAGAGCAAGCUUGUGCUGUGUGAUGCCUGCUGAGCAGAGGAGCAGAUUGUUGAUGUAUCCCCUGCUGCUAAUGCUGCUGGGAUUGGUGCUCCUGUUAUCCAGGAAGAGGUCUGAGCAGGAGACCUAAAACAAUAAGAAAACAGAAGAAUAGAAUGACCUUCAGUCCAUGGUCACUCAACAUGCUUUAUGCCAGAGCAAUUAUCAUUUGCUUUUUUACAAAGAAAGAACAUAAAGGGAGGACACCCUUUUAGACUAAAGUCCAUUUUCAUGGAAAGUCAUUUUGUAAAGUCAGAACUACGCUACAAUACUUUAUACACAAAGUUCAACACAAUACAGUUGACACAUUGCUUACAGGACUCAGACUAACACAACAUCAUACGAGGAAUGGGAGCUGCACACCACAAAUAUCCUUGUCUGGCCUAGCUGGAUGGUCACCCACAUAAAAAAUCUAUAUACUAAUAUUUCAUUUGCAUAUACUAUAUAUUCCUACCCAAUAUUCCAAUUUGUGCCACCCAUGAGUGAGAACCCUACAUGCCAAGUAUAGACCACAUAUUGUGUUCCCUAUAUAGAAAAGAAUAGAAGUGCUGUUCAGACCCAAUCCUACCUCCUUACAGGUUGUGGGAAAUGUGUUAUUUUAAUAGUUAUCCAGUAGGUUUCCUCAAGGAGAAAGCCCCCACUUCUAGGUGAAAGAUAAUACAACAAAAACACUGUAGUAAAUAUAACAGUAAUGUCCGCAAAAACACGACAUUAAAUUCUACAAUAUACUACAGUAA
This is a messenger RNA of Coregonus clupeaformis (lake whitefish), 4803 nucleotides long. RefSeq names its product CD276 antigen. The transcript has 9 exons. Lineage: Eukaryota; Metazoa; Chordata; Actinopteri; Salmoniformes; Salmonidae. The record is from RefSeq and is a predicted model, not a curated record. The coding region runs from base 2415 to 3302 and encodes 295 amino acids.